AUGCCAGAAACAAGUAAACAGGAGGAAAGUGAAUUAGAUUACGAACUUCAAGACAAGACUACUAAUGAUAACGAUGAUGUUUCUUUGCUACUUGAAGACCUUUCUGCUGAAACUGACCUAGUAAUUCAAGAAUUAUUGAAUAACAUCAAAGAAUAUAUCCAAAUGAUUAAUCAACCAGUCACUACAGAAGAUAUACUAACAGAUGAAGGAAUUAUUGAAAUAGCUGUUGAAGCAUUAGAGAAAGUUAUAAAGUACCAAGAGGGUCUUGAUGUUGGAAAAGGGUUUAAUGAGAAUGAGUUAAUAAUAUUACGAAAAAAGCUCAAAGAAUAG
Molecule: messenger RNA, 330 nt
Organism: Dentiscutata erythropus
Lineage: Eukaryota; Fungi; Glomeromycota; Glomeromycetes; Diversisporales; Gigasporaceae
Source: the annotation of a GenBank genome assembly